AUGGAUCCAUUGCAAAGCCCUGUCAAGCGACGAUUGAGAACAAAUUGGGUUCAGCCGGUCACUCUCGAGCGGCGUCUGGGCAACUAUGAACGCUACUCUCUUGCACGGACAUCUGCGGGUUUUUCACCAAUUAUCGUCAUUUUGGCUGGUGUUUCUUCUCAGACUUCGAUCGACAACCUGAAGAGCAGGAUCUACUUGUUGCUUUCCGCAUUCCCGCUACUUCGAAGUCGGAUUGCCGGGACAAAGACCAGGGAACCGUCGUUCCAACCUGGAGAUGUGGAAGUCGAAGAUGUCCUACACUCUGAGGAGUCAAUGGCGUCCGAGAACGAGAUCAUGGCGCGAGAGAUGGCGAUUGGCGCAAAGUUCAAUGUUGAGAAGGGUCCGCUGUGGCGGGUUGGGGUCUACAAACCGAGUCAAUGCGGUGGAGCGCAUUUCGUGGCUGCUACGUUCAGUCAUUGUGUCACGGACGGUUUGGGUGCUGUGACUGCCAUCAAGCUUCUGCUCUCUGAUACCGAGAUCGAAGGCGCAGAGGGCUUGCCGCCCUCGCUGGAAUCUACUAUCGAUGUACGACCAUCAGUGUCAAAGCUUGUACGCGUCAUCGCCGGCGAUCUCAUCGCACCCAAACUCCCUUCUUUUCUUCGUCCCACAUCAAAGGCAUGGCCAUCUCAAGUACAAGCGCAACCACACCACUGCCGGAUCGACCUCAAAUCCCUCCACUUUUCACCGGGUAUCCUCACCUCCCUCCGACGAGUCAGCAAACAACAUAACGUUUCCAUUCACACCAUCCUACAUACCAUCGCAGUUGCUUCUCUCCGCUGGGCUUCCUCCUCGCCCGACAUCACGACCGAAACUCCAAUCUCGCUUCGUGGCGCCGGUGGCUCACUUGCACAUCCACCCACGACCGGGAACUAUGUCUGUACCCAACGAACGACAUGGACACGGUUAUAUGAGUCGACCAAGUUCUGGGAGUUGGCGAAUAGAUAUCAGGACAAGUUGAAAGAUCCGUGGGAGAGGGAGGAGGCGGUCAGCGGGAUAGGGAUGUUGGGGUAUAUCCCUGACCCGGAUCCAGAGAAUCUACCUUUGACUGGCUGGGAGGAGUUCUUACUUGAUAAGGCGGCUUCUACCUCGCCGUUCGCCGCAUCCUUUGAACUCUCAAAUCUCGGCGCAGUUGAUCCACUUCCGGGUGUUGAGCGACUUUGGUUCGCGCAGUCCGCAAACCCUGUCGGAUCGGCGUUGAACGUAAAUGUGGUCGGGAGCACUGGAGAUGGAGGAUUGGGUGUAACGGUCACCUGGCGGAGUGGAGCCUUUGGCGGAGAUGAGGUUGUAGACGGGUUUUUGGAUGUGUUUCAAAGGGGCUUGGAGAGGGUUGCAGAGGGGAGGGUGGAUGAAGGGAGUACGCUGAGGAAGAUUUGGCCGAGGGUUUGA
Saitoella complicata NRRL Y-17804 is the source of this 1425-nucleotide messenger RNA. RefSeq lists its product as uncharacterized. The coding region runs from base 1 to 1425 and encodes 474 amino acids. The record is from RefSeq and is a predicted model, not a curated record. The transcript is spliced from 2 exons. Lineage: Eukaryota; Fungi; Ascomycota; Saitoellomycetes; Saitoellales; Saitoellaceae.